Osmia lignaria (orchard mason bee) is the source of this 1443-nucleotide messenger RNA. The record is from RefSeq and is a predicted model, not a curated record. Lineage: Eukaryota; Metazoa; Arthropoda; Insecta; Hymenoptera; Megachilidae.
CACCGAUUUUAUAUACGUACUCUGGCUCAUUGUUAUACGAUAAAUCACGUGGUCGUAGCGCGAUUGGUGGGAGUUCCGUAUAUAAAUAACAAAAAUUUAUAAGACUAUACGAGCGAAGGUCACAAAGUUCGACACCUGAUGUCUCUAUCGUUUCACUUUGAAGUCGGCUGUGCUACAUCACAGCCGACACGUGUGGACACGUAUAUUUCUAGUGAAUUUUUCCUAGUGCAAAAUUCAAAUAUGGGGCUUUGGCAAACAUAACCUAUUACAAAUGCACAUGUAUCAACAUACUCGUAUAAACUCUACAAUGUCUAUUGAAGAAGCUAUAAAAAAGUUUACGGACAUUAUACGUUCGUUAAAUGCAGUUGAUCAACAAACAUUUUUAUCAUUUAUAGCUGAUAAUUGGAAGCCUGAAGAAGCAAAGAUUCAAUCCAUUUCACAAAAUUGUACCGAUGGUUGUCAUAAUAAGUGCAGCAUAGAAGAAGAUCAGUUAAGAAGUUUAAAAAAUAUUGUCCUUGACAUUAGAAACAGAGUACCAUUCGAUGGUAUACUUCCAACAGAACAGAUUGUACCACCAACGAUUGGAGAGAAUUCAGACUGUGAUGAUGCAUCAACAAUUCAUGUUGAUGCAUUUCUUUAUGAUAAUAAGGAAGUUGACGAACUCAUAGAACAAGGGCAAGUGGAUAAUUUAUAUUGCGCCAACUGUGGAUCUAAUAAUGUGAAAGAAUAUAAUAUCAUAUCUCAUUCUCUAUCAGUAUCUGGUAUGUUGUACAUACUUCAUACUGUUUUACCAUCUUUAGAGAAUAAGACUGUGCUCGACAUAGGAUCAAGAUUAGGUGCUGUUUUGUACGGGGCACAUAUAGUGACAUCUGCUAAAAGAAUUAUUGGAGUUGAAAUGAACAAAGAACUUUGCAUGUUACAGUAUGAUAUAGUACAUAAAUAUAAAAUGAAUGACCGCAUUGAGAUCGUAAAUAAAAGAAUCGAGGAAUGUCCAGAAAUUGUACAAAAAAGUGAUAUCAUUAUCAUGAAUAAUCCUUUUGAAUUUUACGUAGCAGAGUCAGUGCACAUAGAAAUCUGGAAAUUUCUGAAGGCAAACAUUCAAAGUGGAACAAUUCUCGUUACCAGGCCUCCUAUAGAAACAACGUUUAAAACUUUAAAAACUGGAAUAUCAAUAAGUAAAUGGUUGAGACCUUAUGAAUCAGAAAAAUUUACAAGAGAACCACAAGUGUUUGGAUCAUUGAUUUUAGACCCUAAUGAACAUUCCGACAUUCGAUUCUACGAAGUACUAUAAAAGAAGUAUAAUUUUUAAUUUGACCAAUUCAACAGAAACUACUUUUACUAUGUUGUAACAUCAACUAGACGAUAGAAACCAAGUAUUUCAAUUUGAUAAAAUGUACUAUUACUUGAGAACGAAUGAAAGAUAUUUUUAUCGCAUCAUUUUAA